UGUGUGUGUGUGUGUGUGUGACUGUGAGUGUGUGACUGUGAGUGUGUGACUGUGAGUGUUUGACUGUUAAUGUUUAGCUCAGACUUUAGAGGAGCCUCGUGCAGAAUGAGUUCAGCGGGAGGAGGGUCGUCCCUGCAGGUCCACGCGGUGCGGUUCGGUCCGGGUGAGGAGCUGCUGGAGUCUCUGCAGACGUUCGUGGAGGAGAAGCGACUCCGAGCGCCGUUCAUCAUCACCUGCGUGGGCAGCGUCACCAAGGCGACGCUCCGGCUGGCCAACGCCACGGCAACAAAUACAAACGAGGUGAUCCACCUCAGCGGACAGUUCGAGAUCGUCUCCCUGGUGGGCACACUGAACCGGGACGCCCACGUCCACAUCUGCCUGUCGGACGGGGAGGGCAGGACGGUCGGGGGCCAUGUGCUGGGAGACCUGGAGGUGUUCACCACGGCCGAGGUGGUCGUCGGCGAGGCGGUCGACCUGCAGUUCACCAGAGAGAUGGACGAGAGGACGGGCUUCCCCGAGCUCCUGGUUCAACCGCUAAACUGUGUGAAGGAGUAAAAACAGUUUACCUGAUACAUGUCUGCGGGUUUCAGUCUGUUCAGAGUCCAGUGAGUUUCUGUUCUGUGUGUGUCUCUUUGUUCU
Messenger RNA from Cottoperca gobio, 639 nucleotides. Its product is annotated as bifunctional protein GlmU-like. The record is from RefSeq and is a predicted model, not a curated record. The coding region runs from base 70 to 555 and encodes 161 amino acids. The transcript has 3 exons. NCBI's taxonomy places the organism in Eukaryota, Metazoa, Chordata, Actinopteri, Perciformes, Bovichtidae.